Molecule: messenger RNA, 1353 nt
Organism: Helobdella robusta
Lineage: Eukaryota; Metazoa; Annelida; Clitellata; Rhynchobdellida; Glossiphoniidae
Exons: 9
Coding region: 1-1353 (450 amino acids)
Molecular function (GO): carbohydrate binding
Source: RefSeq, a predicted model, not a curated record
AUGAUUUAUGUCAGUUUGACUAAAGUCGAACUAGCCAACUACGGACGUAUGAGGAUAGGAAAAUGUUUGAAACAUGGAUUUGGAAGUUUGGAUUGUUCGGUGAACAUUCUGCCUUACAUGGAUUGGAAGUGUUCGGGACGUGUGACCUGUUCGCUGAAUGUCAGAGAUCUCAUGGAAAAGAAUCCGUGUCCAAAAGAACUCAGGAGUUAUCUCACUGUCAAGUACAAAUGCGUUAAAGUCGAACAUCCAGCCGGCGAUUUGAGAGUCUCAUGCCAGUCCCUACCUCCAUCUAUCCUCAAGGCAUCUCUUCCAUCGGGAAUUCUUUCAAAUUAUGUUGCCGAAGUUACUGGUUGUGGAGGAUUAGAACGACCUUGGUCGAUAGUUGGGUCACCGGGUCAAAGGAUCAACAUGACUAUAAUGGACUUCGUCGAACCCAGCGAAACUUCCUGGAUCAUCACCGGCACCUGUCACAUGUACGCCAACCUUCACGACGGGGUGACUGGUGGGAUUGAGAGGAUUUGCAUCGGAGGGGGUAGAGUGAGGCACGCUUUUAUUUCGAAAUCUCACCUCUUAAAAAUCGAAUUCAUCAUAAGAUUCAAUGGAAACCAAUCGUACGCUCUCUUCUUCUACGAAGUGAUAGGCUGUGCAGACAUAGCGACAGACGCUGGCAGCAACAAGUGGUUCAGACGAUACUCAUCGGAGAGAGCUUCUUACGGCUGCAACAACAAAAAUAUAAUCUACGAACUUAAGUGCGUGAAGAACAAGUGGGUGGGUGAGGAGGACAACUGUUCGCAAGAUGGUUUCAAUCUGGCAAGAAAUUUCUUCAAUGGAAAUUUUUUUACGAUAGAAAAAAUCAUCGUGACGAUUUUGGUGACUGGUCUGAUAGGAGUUAUUGUGCUCAUCGCUGGUGUCAUCAUUGUCAGAAAGAAAUUCAAACGUCGCAGCAGCCAACAUCAAAUAAGUCAGCCACCUCAUCUGACUGACAACCCAUUGUUAUACUCACAAAAAACGCAGUACAUUGACAGAUCUCUAAUGAAUCAACAGCAACAGCAACAACAACAACAUUAUUUUCAACAACAACAUUACCAAUCGGUCGGUGGCGUUUACAUAGAGGACAAAAAUUUUUACCAGCAACAACUAUUGAUACAGCAGCAGCAGCAGCAACAAAACUUAAUAAACGCUGACACGGGAUUGCAGAACGUUACGGCAGAUGCAACGGUCUCGUCGGGUAACGACGACUACAACAAGUACAGCGAUCACAUCUACGAAAGUCCUAAAUCAAUAAGGAAGGAGUUAGAGAAACUGAGUGACGAGAAAUAUAGGAUGAAAAAUCUACCUCAGCCAUUUAUAUGA